This is a messenger RNA of Schistosoma intercalatum, 5946 nucleotides long. Lineage: Eukaryota; Metazoa; Platyhelminthes; Trematoda; Strigeidida; Schistosomatidae. The record is from the annotation of a GenBank genome assembly.
AAAUGAGUACGUUUGUUUCUUUCUGGACUAGUUUGGAAGCCUCAUAGUUCACAUACAACGCUAGGUUGUGCUAUGAAUAUUGAAAAAUUAUAAUGAAACUUUCAAAGUCUCUUACUUGUCCAUUGGACUUCGUCUAAAGAGAACAUGAUUUCUUACAGACCAGCACGAUGUAUUAAAUAAAGUUUCGUUUUAUUGCUUUUUUGCAAAUCGACUGUUGACUGCAGAUAAAUUCAGCUUCUUUACCUUGCAAAAUUUCAAUAGGUCGAAAGCGUUCUACAAGUUGCAAUUGUGUCAUUAUUUUGGCCUAGACCGUACGGUCUUAACUUUUGAUACAUUUAAUCGCGUUUUUCUGCAUGAAGCUGAAAAUAAGUGAUCAAUAAGGUCUUCAUCCAAAAUCUCAUGUGUUAUCUAGCACAACUGUGAGCCGAAGUGUUCGAACAAAAUAUCGAAAAUCCACAAAGUUUACCGGUGAUUGUGGGCAGGUUUUCGAAUGUCAUAAUCUGCGUGUUCGUUGUUCACAGUGAUAUUUUGCAUUACGGGACACUGAAUUUAGAUGAUAUUCUAAAUACCAGCCCUGUUUGCAUAGUGACUUGAAUGUGCCUCUGUAGUUUACUAAAUCUUCUGAACAAAUGAUUUUUCUAGCUUUCGAAAGCAUUCAUGAGUUUCGACAAUGUACUCUCGGUCUUUUCAAAGUGGCAUGUUUUAAUGACUCGAGAAAAUUCACUGCACUCACAAUUAUAUGCCAAUGGCUUGACAAUUUUGUUCGCAGUGGUGGCUUACUGUUUAAAGUAAGUACAAACUCGUAUCUGUCUACUUUGUUUUAGGGAGGUGGGUAGUUCUACUAACUUACAGUUCGUAUUCGGCAAAUGACUUUAUUAUGUGAAACGAAACACAGUAUAUACCUAGCUCUUAGCAUAGGGUUUUUUUGUGGAGAUUGCCAUCUUUUAACCGUUUUCAUCACGAUCUAAUCUCAGUUAAACUACUAUCGAAAGCUAAAAAUUAAUGGAAAGCCAUCUUUCCCUAGUCCGGGACUCCUUAAUAGCGCGGAUUCACAACUCCAUAUGCGAUCAAACCAAGGAUCUUCGGUCUAACUAGUGGAGUUCAACAAAAUCUGGUGUAAAACAAUUGUCCACCUCAGACAAUGGAAGAUAAUCACGCAAUUCCGCGAAUGCAUUAAGGCUAGACAGCAUUGAAUAGCGUCCCAGUAAUCUGUAGGGCCUGGCACGUGUGACCGAAGGUUCUUGUUUCAGUCUCUAAUGGGGUUGUGGAUACUCACUGCCUAGAAGUUACAUAUUAGGACGAAACACCUAUCCGGUGCUUCCUGGAUUUUAAUAGUUGUUUUACUAAGAUCAGUACGUGAUUUAAAGUAUUUUAAUAUCUUGUCAGUGACAUACGUUUUCAUCGGAAAACAAAAGCGCGUCGUUUUUCAAUAUCAUAAUAAUGCCUGAGUUUUCUAAUUUCACCCUCUGGAAUGACAGUCACAAAUCGAAUCUUUUGUAAACCGUUCUAUCUUAAUCAAAAUACGUGCUGCAACUCAAUUUUUAUAUAUGUUUUAUGUUUCUAUCAGUUAACGUCAGAUGGGUGUCGUAGACAACAUUAGGAGAUCUAUAGUUGUUUUUGACUAACGUGUUUUCAACCGACGUAUUACAUUGUCUUUGAUUUCAACUCUAAUGUUGGUUAUAUGAACCUAAUAAUGUCAACUGAUUAGUACCAAAGAGACAGCGGUUUGUCUGUAAGCACAUCAACACACAUAUAUAAGACUAGGAUGUUAAUUUUGGAUGACAAUAUUUCUUGAUUACGGGCAUGAAUUCUGAAAUUAAACUGGUUAUUAAACAACUAUCUAAAACAGUGUUUCAUUACAUGUUUGAGUACUGUUGGUAGUCAGGUCAGGUAAUAUCACUCAGAUUAUUAUCUCCUGAUGAAUCAUAAAAGACCAGUAGGAAUCGACUCUGUUCUCCAAAAAACUUUUGGUUUCAUACUUGCUCUGUUCUUUAGUUCAGGUCAUUUUGUAUUUCGUGCUGGUUUCUUUGGGUUAAGAACGCUGCCGUACAUGCAAAGCAUCUACUUGUCAUGAGGUUUCGUUCUUGCGUGGCUUAUUUAUCAAUUAUAUUGUGUUCUGGAUGAAUUAAUAGAUACUAAUUAAAUAACUGAAAUAUUCUUCAUGCUUUUAUUUCUCGGUUAAUUAGUUUAAUAUUGCUUUUCCACAUAAAAAUGCCUAAUUUCAGAUGAACAUUGGAACCUUUUUAACACAAGUCCAGGUUCGCCUACACAACCAAUUUCUAAACGACAGUACCGGCUUGCACACCAGACGUUGUGUAUUACCCACAUUGACUUCGAGCAACGUUUGAUCGUAGGUUUUACUCAGUUAGUGAUAUGGCCUAUCACACCAACCUUGAGACGUAUUCACAUAAAUUGCCGUCAGUGUCGUAUUCAUCGCAUUUUAUUAGAAGCAGCUGAUAAUGAGUCUGCAGAGUUCGAAAGUGAUCGAAAAGGGCGGAGCUCGAAUUGGGGUAUUUCGAAAACCAAAUUAAUCCCAUCGCCAACUGAUCUCCCUAUCCUAUAUACUGAUCCCACCUUAGAAAUUUGUGAACGUGAUAUUAAAUUAAGAACUUUGGACAGCUUUGAACGCCGAUAUACCUCCGUUGUAAUGUCAACCGAUCCGGAUGAAGACGCAGGUGAAGUAACAGUUCGAUUGCCUUCAGAUUUCUGGCCGUUAAUUUCUCAAAAAUCUCCUUUUAUUUUAACCAUGGAAUUUUCUCUUAAUAAACCCAAGUCUGGAUUUUAUUUCGUUGUUCCUGAUGGAGAAGGAUCGUUAAGUGAACGCGGAGUACAUGCAUUUACAGCUUUUACACCAAACUGUUCUCGUUUAUGGUUUCCUUGUAUUGAUUGCUCGGAACCAUGUACCUGGAAAAUUGAAGUGACAGUGUUCGAAGAUUUAGUUGCUGUUGCCCCUGGAGAGUUAAUAGAUGCUCCUUACUACACUGAAGAUUUAACACACAAGACCUACCACUUUUAUGUCUCCCAACCAGUAUCAGCCCCUUGUAUUGGACUGGCUGUUGGGGCUUUUGAGAUUUUUCCCGACCCACGGCUCUCCAACGGAGCAACACACUUCUGUCCGAAUGGACUAUUAAACCUUUUACAAUACACAAUAUCUCCUCUCUCCGAAAUGAUCGAAUAUUACGAGUCUAUAUUGGCGUCACAGUAUCCGUUUUCCACGAUAAAAUGUGUAUUUGUAGAUUGUGCUUUUUCGAAGUGUCAGUCAUUCGCUUCUUUGAUUAUUCUCUCUCUUGAUCUACUGCACUCACCAAGAGUUAUUGACCAAGCGAUCGAAACACGUAAAAUGUUAUCAUUAGCUGUGGCCCAUCAGUUCUUCGGGUGUUUUCUUAUCAUGGAGACGUGGUGUGAUGCUUGGCUUACAUACGGUCUAGCAGGAUACCUAUCUGGUCUGUACCAAAAACGCGUCUUUGGUAACAACGAGUAUCGUAAAAUUGUUCUUGAUGAAAUGCACUUCGUAACAGAGUUCGAGAAUAUGAGAUAUGGGAUUGUACUUGAUCCAUCAAAAUUGACUUCAAAGUUAACCUAUUUUGAUUUGAGCUCAUCCCAUCUGAUAUCACCGGAUUAUUUAUCAGCCUAUAAGAAAAAAUCUCACUUAGUUAUUCGUAUGCUGGAAUUGCGAUUGGGACAACCCGUAUUGCUUCAAGUUCUUAACAAGCUGCUUGUACUUGCUCGACUUUCGACUAAAUCAAUCCUCUCUUCUACAGAUCGAAAUCAGAGUCUGUCGGUCGGAUUAGAUGGAUGUGGGAGAAACGAAGGUGAUUCUGUUUCGGUAACUUCAAAUACUCAACCUCAACAAAAUCCUACAGUUCCUCCUUGUAUGUCAGAUGAACAUAGAGCCAAUAUUCUACUAUCUACAGCUUCAUUUCGGAGGAUUAUUUCUAUGGUUACAGGUCAGGAUAUCCGAAAUUUCUUAAAUCAGUGGGCUUGUCAUGCUGGUCAUGUCAGGAUAUUUGCUAAGUUUCAUUUCAACCGUAAGCGGAAUGUUGUAGAAUUAGAAUUGAAACAGGAUCUACAAUCCAGAGGGACUCUGAAUUAUACUGGACCAAUUACAGUUAUGCUCCAAGAAUUGGAUGGAGCGUUUAUUCAUACUUUCAAAUUAGAAGAAGGCCGUAUGUCUCGUGAUUUACCAUGUCAUUCCAAAAGUCGAAAACAUCGUAAAAAGAAAAUUUCGUUAGCCAAUGGCGAUGAAGUUGAUAUGGAUUUAGCUCGUAUUGAUCCAGAAUCACCUUUACUCUGGCUUCGAAUAGAUCCAGACUUAGCUAUUAUACAUGAUAUUCACGUUGAUCAACCAGACUUUAUGUGGCAUCUUAUGUUGGCUCAUGAUAGGGAUUGUCUCGGUCAACUGGAAGCAGUAAAUGCUCUCAAAGAUUUUGCUUCUCCUGAAACGCGUCAUGUUUUAAGUAAUAUUAUUUUAAAUGACAGAAUUUUUUAUCAUGUUAGAAUGGAAGCAUGCUUUACAUUGUGUCAUGUUGUGAACGAACUGAGUACUCUCAGUAACAACCCUACAGCAGCUUCGGCUACAGUAACUUCUUGUUUGUUGCCAAUGUUUUGGCAGUUGUUUAGUUCACCAGCAGCUCGUGGUUUAAUUCGUCAGAAUAAUUUCUCUAAUUUACAACUUUAUUUUCUUCAGAGAGCUAUGGUCAAAGCUUUGUCAACUUUGCGUGUGCAACAAGUCUGCCCUCAUGAUAUACUGAUUUUCAUUAGUGAUUUAUUAAGACAUAAUGAUAACUCGCGUAAUCCAUAUUCUGAUAGUUAUUACCUUGCCGACCUUGUAAAGGCAAUGAAAGAUACUCUGACACCUGCAAUUAUUGUUCGUGGGGUAAUGUCUGCCUCGACACUACCUUUUGAAGCCCGUACUGUUAUCGAAGAAGUUUCUCACUUGUUAAACUUGGAAACAGAAACAAUUAGUUAUAAAGGUACUGUAACCGUUGUCUGUUUAGCAGCUAUAAGACGGCUACAACGACUUGGAUUUUUACCCAUAGAUCCAAGUUUGUUUUACCAAUAUGCUUUGUCAAACUUUUAUUGUGAUAUCAGAGUAGCAGCAAUCGAAGCUGUUGUGGAUUAUAUCAGAGGUGAGAGAGAUCAGUCAGCAUUAGACUGGCUUUUUAGCAACAUUAUAGAACGAGAAGAUGCCAGUGACGCUUCAUAUGUUCGCCUACGCUUUGAAGCUGUGCAGUUAUUACUACGCAUGCCACCAUUUCAACGUGGUGAGUCGGGUAGUCGAUUAGAUACUCCUCAAUUAGUUGAAAGACUUUGGACACUGAUGAAUUAUGGAUGCACCGGUGAUCCACGACUUAGAUGUGCAGUCGCUGAACUCUACUACACACUUUAUGGUAAUCGUCGCCCAACUUGUCUUCCUCUUCCAGAAGGUGUGCUUUUAGUGAGAGUCAAGGAAGGGAGAUCUGUACUUAAUAUAUCUGAAAACAAUUCUAAAGCUAGUGAAAUAGACUAUACUGAUGAACUGAACAAAUAUAAAUCUGAAUGCUUCGGUAGAGGAAUUCCUCUUUCGAAAAUGCAUCCAGAAUACGAAGAAUUAGAAGAUAACUACUCGGAGUGUGAGAUGUUGCACGCAAAUACUAUGAAGUUAGAAAGAGAUUCAAUCCAACGCCCCACAGUGUCAGAAUUCAAUCCUCAAUUUGAUCUAAAGCGAAGCAGAACUGGAAAUUUCUCAGAAUUGAAUGAUUCGUCGAACACUUUCAAAAGGCGAACUGAACGUCUAAGUGAUGAUGAAGAUGAUUAAGAAUAUUGAAUACUGAACUGGAGAUCUUCGUUUCGUACCUGUUUACUGUUUUUCAUGUGGAUGUAACUAAUCAUUCAUUAGUCUGUAAAUAUCUGUACAUAUACAUUGAACUUUUUAUUUUUAAUAGUGAAAUGAAGCUUAUUCGUUUU